CACACAAUUCGAAAUUUUGCUCUUUUUUAGUUUAAUUAUUAAAUUAUUAAUUUUUGUAUUGUAAUUUAGAAGAAAAACUUGUCCAAAUCAUAUUUUGUACAAGGAAGCAUUUCUCUACAAGAAUGAGAACCACAAAUGUGUGAAGUGGUGAACCACAUCUGAUCUUCUCCAUUAAUCCAUUCAGGCUUGUUUGACUACUCUUUCAUUCCAAAACCAUGGAAACUUUCUCUUCCCUCUCUUCUAUUCCUCCUAUCAUUGGAAGUUCCACUAAUUCCUUAAGCAAUAAUAAUGAAACAUGCCUUAUGAGAUCAACAGUAAAACCAUCCCUUAAUCUUAAUUAUCCCAUCAUAAUCAACCCAAACAAGUUCAAAUCUGUAAAGUUUAGAAAGUUAAAGAUGAGGGUGGAAGCGGUUGAUGAAGUAUCAACAGUAAUCUUAGAACCAGCUCAAGUCCAAGUUACCUGGCAAAUCAUUGUUGGUACUCUAGCUGGUGUAAUACCUUUCGUCGUUGCAGGAAUUGAGUUUAGCAAAAGAAUCAUUGCGCAAAGAAAGUGCAAGGUUUGUGGAGGUUCAGGAUUAGUUUUAAGAGACAAAAAAUAUUACUUUAGGUGUCCUCGUUGUGGUGGUUUUCUACCAUGGCAAUCGUGGCGAAGAUUUUUUUCAGGAUAAUUUAUAUAUCAUAUGUUACGAUUCACAUUUUAAUUACGUAAUGGAUCUAUUAUAUAUUUGGAUUAUUAUUAAAAAUAAAAUAGUUAACAUAAUUAAUUAAGUUAUGGAAUGUAUAAUGUAUAAAAUUAGCUAUUCGCUAUUUGUCACACACCCCUCUAUCUUAUCCAUACGGGAUGCCAACAAAGUUCUUAUAAUUGAGAUUCUAUCUAAAAUCAUUCAAGCUUGUAAAAUCGAAUUGUAGAAUCAUAAGAUUCUAUAAUAACAUAAAUUUGCUAUCUAGUCAUAA
This is a messenger RNA of Amaranthus tricolor (Joseph's coat), 954 nucleotides long. RefSeq lists its product as uncharacterized. Lineage: Eukaryota; Viridiplantae; Streptophyta; Magnoliopsida; Caryophyllales; Amaranthaceae. The transcript has 4 exons. The record is from RefSeq and is a predicted model, not a curated record. Bases 216 to 668 code for a protein of 150 amino acids.